Molecule: messenger RNA, 24732 nt
Organism: Coregonus sp. 'balchen'
Lineage: Eukaryota; Metazoa; Chordata; Actinopteri; Salmoniformes; Salmonidae
Source: the annotation of a GenBank genome assembly
CAGGAAGGUGCAGUACCAGGGGAUAGGCCUACUAGGCAGGAUGAGUUCCAGGGGGGCCAGGCCCUCUUCUCCCCCCAGCUCGCUGGAGCGCCUGGCGUCGCGGGACUCCCAAGACUCCAUGGAGGACUACUGGAGCGAAGUGAAGAACAUCGAGGAGGAUGGUGAACGGGGCCACGAGGACCUGCUGGAGAGGGGCAGUAUGGAUGGUCCGUACCAACCAGGGUCAUAUUGAUUCGGGCAUGCAACAGAUAAACCAUAGCGAUGGUUACAAAUGUAGAUUCUGAUAGAUACUAUGGAUACUGAUUUGUCUAAAUUAUUCUUCCUCCACUUACAGAGGCCGAACUUGAGGAGGCGUGGCUGCAGGAGGCGGGUCUGUCCACGUUUGUGUCGGGGGAGUUGGGGGAGGGGCCUGCGGAGGCGCUGCUCUCCACGCUGACGCGCUCACAGGCAGCCAUGGUGAAGAAGCGUGUGGACAACUAUACCCUGACCAUGAGGAAGAGGAACAAGCAGCCGGCCAGACACGUCCAAGAUGUCUUCUCCACGCCAGACACAUUGGUGGGUGCUUUGGGUUAUGGCAAGAGUGCUUUGGGAUAAGCACUCAGCAAUUGUGUUUAUGGAGUUAGUCUGUAUAUUUCCGAUUUGAAAUCCUAACAGGAAACAUGUUGACAUGAAGUCUGUCUAAUGUCUGGCCCUUGUUAGGCUAUAACUGGUGCGUCUGCCCCUAUGGCCUAAAUUCAACUUGAUAUGGAACCUUUGGUAUUCUCAGUUGUGCUACUGAUCCUCUGUAAUCUCAGUACGUAUGCAAAUCCUGUAUGUCAGGGAUGGGCGACUUUGAUGGAGGUCGGGGCCACAAAAUCUGAACUCAUCAUGAGGGGCCGCAGUUGCUCGCGGGUCUGUGUACCCACAAAUUUUUUGUUGUUGUUGCAGACAUGGCUAAUUGACUGACUAUAUCAGUAGCUAGGUUUCCAUCCAAUUUGCGACAGAUUUUCAUGCGAAUAUUCAAGAAUCUGCAUAAAACAAUAUGCACAUUUUCCACCAGAGAUGUUUCCAUCAAACUUACUUUUUGCGGAUAAAAGGCUUUGCGUGAUGACAUAGUACACAUAAAAAUAACUUUUGCCGUUAAGUUACCACGUACCGAAUAAAAAAUACAAGUGAAAUGGGUUUCCAUCGCAUUUUCAAUUCUACUGAUGGUUUUAUCACAAAAACUGUUGUGUUAUACUGUAUAGCAAAUGUGCCCACUCGAGCGCACAGCCAUGCAAUCUCCAUAGACAAACAUUGGCAGUAGGAUGGCCUUACUGAAGAGCUCAGUGACUUUCAACGUGGUACCGUCAUAGGAUGCCACCUUUCCAACAAGUCGGUUCGUAAAAUUUCUGCCCUGAUAGAGCUGCCCCAGUCAACUGUAAGUGCUGUUAUUGUGAAGUGGAAACGUCUAAGAGCAACAACGGCUCAGCCGUGAGGUGAUAGGCUACCCAAGCUCACAGAACGGGACCGCCAAGUGCUGAAGCGUGUAGCGCGUAAAAAUAAUCUGUCCUUGGUUGCAACACUCACUACCGAGUUCCAAACUUCCUCUGGAAGCAACGUCAGCAGAAGAACUGUUCGUCGGGAGCUUCAUGAAAUGGGUUUCCAUGGCCCAGCAGCCGCACACAAGCCUAAGAUCACCAUGCGCAAUGCCAAGUGUCGGCUGGAGUGGUGUAAAGCUCGCCGCCAUUGGACUCUGGAGCAGUGGAAACACGUUUUUUGGAGUGAUGAAUCACGUCUCACCAUCUGGCAGUCCGACGGACGAAUCUGGGUUUGGCGGAUGUCAGGAGAACACUACCUGCCCCAAUGCAUAGUGCCAACUGUAAAGUUUAGUGGAGGAGGAAUAAUGGUCUGGGGCUGUUUUUCAUGGUUCUGGCUAGGCCCCUUAGUUCCAGUGAAGGGAAAUCUUAACGCUACAGCAUACAUUUAAAUGGUUUGUCGAGAUCGUUGUGGAAGAACUUGACUGUCCUGCACAUAGCCCUGACCUCAACCCCAUCUAACACCUUUGGGAUGAAUUGGAACGCUGACUGCAAGCCAGGCCUAAUCGCCCAACAUCAGUGCCCGACCUCACUAAUGCUCUUGUGGCUGAAUGGAAGCAAGUACCCUCAGCAAUGAUCCAACAUCUAGUGGAAAGUCUUUCCAGAAGAGUGGAGGCUGUUCUAGCAGCAAAGGGGGGACCAACUCCAUAUUAAUGCCCAUGAUUUUGGAAUGAGAUGUUCAGGAGGUGUCCACAUACUUUUGGUCAUAUAGUGUGUGAGUGGAGGUGUGUGUGUGUGUACAGUGGGGGAAAAAAGUAUUUAGUCAGCCACCAAUUGUGCAAGUUAUCCCACUUAAAAAGAUGAGAGAGGCCUGUAAUUUUCAUCAUAGGUACACGUCAACUAUGACAGACAAAAUGAGGGGAAAAAAUCCAGAAAAUCACAUUGUAGGAUUUUUAAUGAAUUUAUUUGCAAAUUAUGGUGGAAAAUAAGUAUUUGGUCAAUAACAAAAGUUUCUCAAUACUUUGUUAUUUACCCUUUGUUGGCAAUGACACAGGUCAAACGUUUUCUGUAAGUCUUCACAAGGUUUUCACACACUGUUGCUGGUAUUUUGGCCCAUUCCUCCAUGCAGAUCUCCUCUAGAGCAGUGAUGUUUUGGCGCUGUCGCUGGGCAACACGGACUUUCAACUCCCUCCAAAGAUUUUCUAUGGGGUUGAGAUCUGGAGACUGGCUAGGCCACUCCAGGACCUUGAAAUGCUUCUUACGAAGCCACUCCUUCGUUGCCCGGGCGGUGUGUUUGGGAUCAUUGUCAUGCUGAAAGACCCAGCCACGUUUCAUCUUCAAUGCCCUUGCUGAUGGAAGGAGGUUUUCACUCAAAAUCUCACGAUACAUGGCCCCAUUCAUUCUUUCCUUUACACGGAUCAGUUGUCCUGGUCCCUUUGCAGAAAAACAGCCCCAAAGCAUGAUGUUUCCACCCCCAUGCUUCACAGUAGGUAUGGUGUUCUUUGGAUGCAACUCAGCAUUAUUUGUCCUCCAAACACGACGAGUUGAGUUUUUACCAAAAAGUUCUAUUUUGGUUUCAUCUGACCAUAUGACAUUCUCCCAUUCCUCUUCUGGAUCAUCCAAAUGCACUCUAGCAAACUUCAGACGGGCCUGGACAUGUACUGGCUUAAGCAGGGGGACACGUCUUGCACUGCAGGAUUUGAGUCCCUGGCGGUGUAGUGUGUUACUGAUGGUAGGCUUUGUUACUUUGGUCCCAGCUCUCUGCAGGUCAUUCACUAGGUCCCCCCGUGUGGUUCUGGGAUUUUUGCUCACCGUUCUUGUGAUCAUUUUGACCCCACAGGGUGAGAUCUUGCGUGGAGCCCCAGAUCGAGGGAGAUUAUCAGUGGUCUUGUAUGUCUUCCAUUUCCUAAUAAUUGCUCCCACAGUUGAUUUCUUCAAACCAAGCUGCUUACCUUUUGCAGAUUCAGUCUUCCCAGCCUGGUGCAGGUCUACAAUUUUGUUUCUGGUGUCCUUUGACAGCUCUUUGGUCUUGGCCAUAGUGGUGUUUGGAGUGUGACUGUUUGAGGUUGUGGACAGGUGUCUUUUAUACUGAUAACAAGUUCAAACAGGUGCCAUUAAUACAGGUAAAGAGUGGAGGACAGAGGAGCCUCUUAAAGAAGAAGUUACAGUUCUGUGAGAGCCAGAAAUCUUGCUUGUUUGUAGGUGACCAAAUACUUAUUUUCCACCAUAAUUUGCAAAUAAAUUCAUUAAAAAUCCUACAAUGUGAUUUUCUGGAAAAAAUUUCUCUAUUUGUCUGUCAUAGUUGACGUGUACCUAUGAUGAAAAUUACAGGCCUCUCUCAUCUUUUUAAGUGGGAGAACUUGCACAAUUGGUGGCUGACUAAAUACUUUUUUUCCCCACUGUAUAUACACUACCGGUCAAAAGUUUUAGAACACCUACUCUUUCAAGGGUUUUUCUUAAUUUUUUUACUAUUUUCCUCAUUGUAGAAUAAUAGUGAAGACAUCAAAACUAUGAAAUAACACAUAUGGAAUCAUGUAGUAACCAAAAAAGUGUUAAAUUUCUAUUUCCAGAGAAAGAGGAGGCAGCUAUCAGCCGAGAGCUGCUUUACAGGGUUGGGCAAGCAUGAGGAAGAGCACAUCGUGUUUCCACCGUCCACCCCCACUCCUCUGACAAUGGCCCAUGCCAGAGCCAUGUAUACCGUAUAAGCCUAUAAUGGUUCUGGUCCAUACCAACUGGGUUGGUGUUUAAAUACUGGGGGAUAACACACUUGAGUGUCUGAAGCAAGUCUACUGGACUCCUCUCCUUACUCUAGCCCAGUGAUGGGCAACUGGCGGUCCCUUUUGAAGGCCCUUGGAUCCUUGGAUAUACACUACCAGUCAAAAGUUUUAGAACACCUACUCAUUCAAGGGUUUUCUUUCUUUUUACUAUUUUCUACAUUGUAGAAUAAUAGUGAAGACAUCAAAACUAUGAAAUAACACAUAUGGAAUCAUGUAGUAACCAAAAAAAGUUAAACAAAUUAAAAUAUAUUUUAUAUUUGAGAUUCUUCAAAUAGCCACCCUUUGCCUUGGUGACAGCUCUGCACACUCUUGGCAUUCUCUCAACCAGCUUCACCUGGAAUGCUUUUCCAACAGUCUUGAAGGAGUUCCCACAUGUUGAGCACUUGUUGGCUGCUUUUCCUUCACUCUGCGGUCCAACUCAUCCCAAACCAUCUCAAUUUGGUUGAGGUCGGGGGGUUGUGGAGGCUGGGUCAUCUGAUGCAGCACUCCAUCACUCUCCUUCUUGGUAAAAUAGCCCUUACACAGCCUGGAGGUGUGUUGGGUCAUUGUCCUGUUGAAAAACAAAUGAUAGUCCCACUAAGCCCAAACCAGAUGGGAUGGAUUUAUAUAUUUUAUAUUUGAGAUUCUUCAAAUAGCCACCCUUUGCCUUAAUGACAGCUUUGCACACUCUUGGCAUUCUCUCAACCAGCUUCAUGAGGUAGUCACCUGGAAUGCAUUUCAAUUAACAUGUGUGCCUUCUUAAAAGUUAAUUUGUGGAAUAUAUUUUUCCUUAAUGCGCUUGUGCCAAUCAGUUGUGUUGUGACAAGGUAGUGGGGGGGGUAUACAGAAGAUAGCCCUAUUUGGCAAGUCCAUAUUAUGACAAGAACAGCUCAAAUAAGCAAAGAGAAAUGACAGUCCAUCAUUACUUUAAGACAUGAAGGUCAGUUUCUUCAAGUGCAGUCACAAAAAUCAUCAAGCGUUAUGAUGAAACUGGCUCUCAUGAGGACCGGCACAGAAAUGGAAGACCCAGAGUUACCUCUGCUGCAGAGGAUAAGUUCAUUAGAGUUACCAGCCUCAGAAAUUGCAGCCCAAAUAAAUGCUUCACAGAGUUCAAGUAACACACAUCUCAACGUCAACUGUUCAGAGGAAACUGCGUGAAUCAGGCCUUCAUGGUCGAAUUGCUGCAAAGAAACCACUACUAAAGGACUCCAAUAAUAAGAAGAGACUUGCUUGGGCCAAGAAACACAAGCAAUGGACAUUAGACAGGUGGAAAUUUGUGCUUUGGUCUGGAGUCCAAAUUAGAGAUUUUUGGUUCCAACCGCCGUGUCUUUGUGAGACGCGGUGUGGGUGAACGGAUUAUCUUCGCAGGUGUAUUUCCCACCGUAAAGCAUGGAGGAGGAUGUGUUAUGGUGUGAGGGUGCUUUGCUGGUGACACUGUCUGUGAUUUAUUUAGAAUUCAAGGAACACUUAACCAGCAUGGCUACCACAGCAUUCUGCAGUGAUACUCCAUCCCAUCUGGUUUGGGCUUAGUGGGACUAUCAUUUGUUUUUCAACAGGACAAUGACCCAACACACCUCCAGGCUGUGUAAGGGCUAUUUUACCAAGAAGGAGAGUGAUGGAGUGCUGCAUCAGAUGACCCAGCCUCCACAACCCCCCGAUCUCAACCAAAUUGAGAUGGUUUGGGAUGAGUUGGACCGCAGAGUGAAGGAAAAGCAGCCAACAAGUGCUCAACAUGUGGGAACUCCUUCAAGACUGUUGGAAAAGCAUUCCAGGUGAAGCUGGUUGAGAUAAUGCCAAGAGUGUGCAAAGCUGUCAUCAAGGCAAAGGGUGGCUAUUUGAAGAAUCUCAAAUAUAAAAUAUAUUUUAAUUUGUUUAACUUUUUUUGGUUACUACAUGAUUCCAUAUGUGUUAUUUCAUAGUUUUGAUGUCUUCACUAUUAUUCUACAAUGUAGAAAAUAGUAAAAAGAAAGAAAACCCUUGAAUGAGUAGGUGUUCUAAAACUUUUGACUGGUAGUGUAUAUCCAAGGAUCCAAGGGCCUUCAAAAGGGACCGCCAGUUGCCCAUCACUGGGCUAGAGUAAGGAGAGGAGUCCAGUAGACUUGCUUCAGACACUCAAGUGUGUUAUCCCCCAGUAUUUAAACACCAACCCAGUUGGUAUGGACCAGAACCAUUAUAGGCUUAUACGGUAUACAUGGCUCUGGCAUGGGCCAUUGUCAGAGGAGUGGGGGUGGACGGUGGAAACACGAUGUGCUCUUCCUCAUGCUUACCCAACCCUGUAAAGCAGCUCUCGGCUGAUAGCUGCCUCCUCUUUCUCUGGAAAUAGAACUGGAGCACUGACUGACUGUUAGCUGGAAUGUGGAAGAAGUUUUACAUGAGAAGAGCAACGGGGAAGUACCAUACUGUUUUCAGAUAGCUGUGUACUGCACGCACUGCUUAGAUCCCCAUACUGUUUUCAGAUAGCUGUGUACUGCACGCACUGCUUAGAUCCAAGGACAUCAAAUAGCAUAGCAGCAUUGUAAUAUGUUCUGUAGAAGGGUUGGUGGUAUAUUAGGUACAGUUGAAGUCGGAAGUUUACAUACACCUUAGCCAAAUACAUUUAAACUCAGUUUUUCACAAUUCCUGACAUUUAAUCCUAGUAAAAAUUCCCUGUCUUAGGUCAGUUAGGAUCACCACUUUAUUUUAAGAAUGUGAAAUGUCAGAAUAAUAGUAGAGAGAAUGAUUGAUUUUAGCUUUUAUUUAUUUCAUCACAUUCCCAGUGGGUCAGAAGUUUACAUACACUCAAUUAGUAUUUGGUAGCAUUGCCUUUAAAUUGUUUAACUUGGGUCAAACGUUUCGUGUAGCCUUCCACAAGCUUCCCACAAUAAGUUGGGUGAAUUUUGGCCCAUUCCUCCUGACAGAGCUGGUUUAACUGAGUCAGGUUUGUAGGCCUCCUUGCUCGCACACGCUUUUUCAGUUCUGCCCACACAUUUUCUAUAGGAUUGAGGUCAGGGCUUUGUGAUGGCCAUUCCAAUACCUUGACUUUGUUGUCCUUAAGCCAUUUUGCCACAACUUUGGAAGUGUGCUUGGGGGUCAUUGUCUAUUUGGAAGACCCAUUUGCGACCAAGCUUUAACUUCCUGACUGAUGUCUUGAGAUGUUGCUUCAAUAUAUCCAUAUAAUUUUCCUUCCUCAUGAUGCCAUCCUAUUUUGUGAAGUGCACCAGUCCCUCGUGCAGCAAAGCACCCUCACAGCAUGAUGCUGCCACCCCCGUGCUUCACGGUUGGGAUGGUGUUCUUCGGCUUCCAAGCCUUCCCCUUUUACCUCCAAACAUAACGAUGGUCAUUAUGGCCAAACAGUGCUAUUUUUGUUUCAUCAGACCAGAGGACAUUUCUCCAAAAAGUAUGAUCUUUGUCCCCAUGUGCAGUUGCAAACCGUAGUCUGGCUUUUUUAUGGCGGUUUUGGAGCAGUGGCUUCUUCCUUGCUGAGCGGCCUUUCAGGUUAUCUUAAUAUAGGACUUGUUCUACUGUGGAUAUAGAUACUUUUGUACCUCUUUCCUCCAGCAUUUUCACAAGGUCCUUUGCUGUUGUUCUGGGAUUGAUUUGCACUUUUCGCACCAAAGUACGUUCAUCUCUAGGAGACAGAACGCGUCUCCUUCCUGAGCGGGAUGACGGCUGCGUGGUCCCAUGGUGUUUAUACUUGCGUACUAUUGUUUGUACAGAUGAACGUGGUAACAUCAGGCGUUUGGAAAUUGCUCCCAAGGAUGAACAAGACUUGUGGAGGUCUAAAAAAAUAAAUUAUGAGGUCUUGGCUGAUUUAUUUUGAUUGUCCAAUGAUGUCAAGCAAAGAGGCACUGAGUUUGAAGGUAGGCCUUGAAAUACAUCCACAGGUACACAUUCCAAUUGACUCAAAUGGUGUUAAUUAGCCUAUCAGAAGCUUCUAAAGCCAUGACAUCAUUUUCUGGAAUUUUCCAAGCUGUUUAAAGGCACAGUCAACUUAGUGUAUGUAAAUUUCUGACCCACUGGAAUUGUGAUACAGUGAAUUAUAUGUGAAAUAAUCUGUCUGAACAAUUGCUGGAAAAAUUACUUGUGUCAUGCACAAAGUAGAUGUCCUAACUGACUUGCCAAAACUAUAGUUUGUUAACAAGACAUUUGUGGAGUGGUUGAAAAACAGGUUUUAAUGACACCAACCUAAGUGUAUGUAAACUUCCAACUUCAACUGUAGCAAGCCCACAGAGUUGUCAGUCAUGGGAAUCAGCUAGCUAGCUGCAAUGGCUAUUAAAGGGUGUUGUGUUGCUAUGAAGAUAUUUACAGCAUGAAUUAAUGGGGAGGGGUGAUACGACUAAUAAUGCACCCACGCCAAAUACUGCCACAAUGCCCCUGUCAGCACUGCUGUGUGGCGGUGGCAGUAGCCUCUAGGGUGAGUCACAGAUCUGGCAGGGGGCACAGGAUUCUGAGUCAUACGCACCACUCAGUUCCAGCUAGGAUGACAGCUGAGUCCAGGACACAGAGAGCCUUCACCCUACUCCAGCUAGAGCACUGUCUUACUGGCAGGCCCCACAGACCACUGUAGAUUUUUUAGUAUGAUUAGCGAAAUGGAUUUAGGCCCCAAGGACAUUGAGACCGGAUCCAUUAAGCAGGCCAUUCAGUCUGGAUGAGGAUUGAUUAAAGACCAUGGCCAGUUUUGUCGAAAUCUAAUAGUGAAAGAUGGUGGAGUCUCUUUUUGUAUUUGGUUGGUGGAGUGUAAGAUUACAGCGUUGGAAAGAAAAAGCAUACGUAAUGUAUUUAGCCAAACGUUAGUAUUUUGGUGACUAUGAACUCAAGCUCUUUCUCAGACCUGUGAAAUGCAAUUUUAUGUACAUGAAACCUACUGUAUAAAGGCUACAUUUCUAUAUCCUAGUGUGGUUUGGUCCAGUCAAUUCUGGCAGCAUUGUCCAUAACCGUUGACCAUGCUCUUUUCGCUGACUAGGAGGUGUACAACAAAACAAAACAGCUGGCUCUGUUGAACGCUCCUUUGUUUAAUUGAUACCCACUCUUCUCUCUCCCCAUGUCAGCAAAUAUACUGCAGAGCCAUAUAUGGUAGUAAAUGCAUUGGAACGAAACAGCCGUAUCCCUCGUCGCUGUUCACACAUCUGAUACUGUGACUGAUGAGAUGGUUAGCUGAACACAACGCUAGUGUUAAUUCAGUUCACUGCAACUCCUGUGAUCGUUUAGAAGAAGAUCUGACUCAUUUCACCAUAGUCAAAUGCUAAAGCAGGAUUCAUAUUUUCAUGCGUCCCACUUCUAAAAGCUGAUGUUUAGUUGUUGAUAAUACUUGUUUUGUGAAACAAACUCCACACACACUGUAUUAGCAUAAAUGAUGAUCAUGAAUGUCCCCUAUCCUUUUAGCUGGUUGAUCCCAUACCGCCUGUCCCCCCCAAGUCACCCAAUGGACACAUGCCUUCCAGAUGCAUCCACCGGACGUCUUCUAGAGGUGAGUCUAUAGUCUCUCAAUAUGUUACCACCAUUUAAUGUACCCUGUUAGUUUGGUUGGAUUUGGUUGGCUGAUGCAACCGACUGUGAGGCCACCACUCCAAUGGGUUGAAUCAAUGUUGUUUCCAUGCUAUUUCAACCUAAUUCUGUCAACGGGAUUGAAUCAAUGUGGAAAACACAUUGGACUGUGACCAAGUCAUCAACAUAGGUAAUUUCCAUCUGGUUGGUUGGACGGAUGUCUUUGCAUAGGGGAACAUACUGGUGAUGUGCCCAUCAUUCUGUAUGUGUGUGUGUGCACGUGUGUCUGUCUGUCUGCGUGUGUUCCAGUGCGACCUGCUUUUCCCAGCUUCUCCCCAGUGGAGGGACGUGUUUCAGAGUGCCCUCCCCCUCAGGAUACCUCUGACUCCCUGUCUUUCGAGGUGCCUUACUCCGAGGGCGUCACUGCCCACCGCAGGGGCCGCCAGGGGGACUGCCAGGACUGCCAACGCAUCCGCAGAGACGACCCCGACCUGCCAGUGAGUCUCAACUCUGACCUCUGACCUUUUGGAACUCCCCUUUUAGAAAAUUUGAGCGCGACAUACAGAUGGAAGGGAAUGUACAGAACAGAAAUUUGAACCCCAGCUGUAGGGGGCUGUGUGUGGUAUGGUUUGAAAGCAGCUGUGUUAACCAAUAGGCCGACCUCUGGCAACCUGUUGGAAUAUGUAAGAUGUGUUGAUGAUCGAGACUGUUUCUUAUGAAUGACCAUGGUCUUGUCUUGUACAGACAUUUCAGCUGCCUAGGCCUAAACUAGGCCUCACCCACAUACAAGACCUAUCUUGUGAGGACAUGAAGAAGAUCGGCUAUAUCUCUCUGAUUGAACUGACCACGUUCUACGACUGCUUGGGCAUUGAGCUCAAACGCAACCGAGCGGCACGCAGCAAGGCCAGAGGUGGGUGGAUGGUUAACUGGGUCAUGUUCAUUAGGCAAAAACUGAAGAAACCCCACUUAAACAGGACAGGUUUACCUGGAAAAUAUACAGUACAUUCGGAAAGUAUUCAGACCCCUUGACUUUUUCCACAUUUUGUUACGUUACAGCCUUAUUCUAAAAUUGAUUCAAUCAGUUUUUUUCCCUCCUCAAUCUACACACAAUACCCCAAAAUGACAAAGCAAAAACGAGUUUUUAGACAUUUUUGCAAAUGUAUUAAAAAUAGAAAACUGAAAUAUCAUAUUUACAUAAGUAUUCAGACCCUUUACUCAGUACUUUGUUGAAGCACCUUUGGCAGCAAUUACAGCCUCGAGUCUUCUUGGGUAUGAUGCUACAAUCUUGGCACACCUGUAUUUGGUGAGUUUCUCCCAUUCUUCUCUGCAGAUCCUCUCAAGCUCUGUCAGGUUGGAUAGGGAGCAUCGCUGCACAGCUAUUUUAAGUUCUUUCCAGAGAUGUUCGAUCGGGUUCAAGUCCGGGCUCUGGCUGGGCCACUCAAGGACAUUCAGAGACUUGUCCCGAAGCCACUCCUGCGUUGUCUUGGCUGUGUGCUUAGGGUCGUUGUCCUGUUGGAAGGUGAACAUUCGCCCCAGUCUGAGGUCCUGAGCGCUUUGGAGCAUGUUUUCAUCAAGGAUCUCUCUGUACUUUUGCUUCGUUCAUCUUUCCCUCGAUCCUGACUAGUCUCCCAGUCCCUGCCGCUGAAAAACAUCCCUACAGCAUGAUGCUGCCACCACCAUGCUUCACUGUAGGGAUGGUGCCAGGUUUCCUCCAGAUGUAACGCUUGGUUUCAGGCCAAGGAGUUCGAUCUUGGUUUCAUCAAACCAGAGAAUCUUGUUUCUCAUGGUCUGAGAGUCUUUAGGUGCCUUUUGGCAAACUCCAAGCAGGCUGUCAUGUGCCUUUUACUGAGGAGUGGCUUCCAUCUGGCCACUCUAUCAUAAAGGCGUGAUUGGUGGAGUGCUGCAGAGAUGGUUGUCCUUCUGGAAGGUUCUCCCAUCUCCACAGAGGAACUCUAGAGCUCUGUCAGAGUGAUUAUCGGGUUGUUGGUCACCUCCCUGACCCAAGGCCCUUCUCCCCUGAUUGCUCUGUUUGGCCAGGCGGCCAGCUCUAGGAAGAGUCUUGGUGGUUCCAAACUUCUUCCAUUUAAAAAUGAUGGAGGCCACUGUGUUCUUGGGGACCUUCAAUGCUGCAGACAUAUUUUGGUACCCUUGCCCAGUCAACUGUGGGACCUUAAAUAGACAGGUGUGUGCUUUUCCAAAUCAUGUCUUAUCAAUACAAUUUACAACAGGUGGACUCCAAUCAAGUUAUAGAGACAUCUCAAGGAUGAUCAAUUGAAUCAGGAUGCACCUGAGCUCAUUUUUGAGUCUCAUAGCAAAGGGUCUGAAUACUUAUGUAAAUAAGGUAUUUUUGUUAUUAAUACAUUUGCAAAAUGUCUAAAAACCUGUUUUUGCUUUGUCAUUAUGGGGUAUUGUGUGUAGCUUGAUGAGGAUUUUAUUUUAUUUUAUCCAUUUUAGAAUAAGGCUGUAACGUAACAAAGUGGAAAAAGUCAAGGGGGCUGAAUACUUUCCGAAUGCACUGUAUAUAUAAGUUUUAUGUUGCAAAAUUUUUUAAGACGUUUUCAGUUGCUUGCUCUAAUGAACACAACCCUUGUGUUUCACAUCCCAUUUUUACAUUUUUUUCACGCCUCCUACACAGAAAGUGGUGUAUUUGGAGUUUCCCUGACCACUCUACUGGAGAAUGACCAGAAGAAAUUCCCAGAGUCCAAGGUUCCUCUCGUCUUCAAAAAGGUACUUUACCUGUUUGGUUCUAUUUGUAUUGGUAAACCACCCUUACUUCUCCUUUUUGAAACUACAAGCGUCUCUCCCCUCUGGUUAUAGUAAUAUUUAACAUGAAAUGGAACUGGGGGGAAAAUCCCUGCUACUUCCCCAAUGGAAAAUUGAUAUGGGGUUAUUUUGCAUUGCCAUUUAUGGAGUUCUCCUACUCAGCACUUCUAUGGGUCAGUUAAACUCUCCGUCUCUCUCUCUCCCUCGUUUAUUUUUUAUUUCUUUCUUCUCACUUUUUUCUCUCUCUUUUUCUCUCUUUCUGUCUCUCCCUCGCUCUCCUCCCCAACUCCCUCACUCCUUCCCUCAGUGCUACUCACACCUAGAGCUGGGUGAUAUUUACAAAAAUCCAUAUUGCUAUAAAUUGACUGAAUUAUCAUGAUAAUGAUCAACUGAACAAUACAUUUAUAUGUGCACUACUGUUGUUUUUUAAUAUUACCCUUAAAACUACUACUAAUACUUUGAAUGUUGUACCUAUCAAUUUUCCUAUUAACAAUCACCCAUAUUAGAAACGUAUUUCAUUUAGAAAUGUCCAUAAUAAGUGGUCGGUUUUGUCGUGUCGAUAAUUUUUGGUUUAUUGUCCCAGCUCUACUCUCACCCUCUGAUAACCCAUAGUAUCCUGACCCUCAUCACUUUCGUCAUGCUAUUCCUACUGAAGCAAGCCUUUCCCAGAACCACUCACAACAACACACUCCCUGACUCCUCCUCAGCUGGCCAUUACUGCUUUGUGGUAACGUAAUAUGUGUCAGGGGAUGCACUGACUGCUCCCUCCAAGAGCCUAUCACCCCUCCUGUUUCUCUGUAGCAGUACUAGAGUCAGCCUGGUUAAGCUUUCACACGUUAUCACAAAGACAUUCCGGAGAGACUAAAUGUCAGAAGUCUACCAUAUACUCCUAUUAAACCUACCGAGUGGGGGAGGGGAGGGGAGGGGAGGGAGGAGAGUCAAGCGAUGAACUAUAAGCUAUGUAUACUUUUAUUUUCAUUUGUGUUGUCAUGUCAGCUAGGGAUGGAUGUUAGUUAAUGUCCAUUUCUAUCAUAGAAUAUGUUAGCUAUAUUUUAGAAAUAUGUCUGGGACGGUAUAUGCAGUGCCUUCAGAAAGUAUUCACACCCCUUGACUUUUUUAAUUUACAAUUGAUUACAUUGAGAUUUUGUGUCACUGGCCUAUACACAAUACCCCAUAAUGUCAAAGUGGAAUUUUGACAUUGCUCCCACAGUUGUGUCAAGUUGGCUGGAUGUCCUUUGGGUGGUGGACUAUUCUUGACACACAUGGGAAACUGUUGAGCGUGAAAAACCCAGCAGCGUUGCAGUUCUUGACAAUUGAUUACAUUGAGAUUUUGUGUCACUGGCCUACACACAAUACCCCAUAAUGUCAAAGUUGAAUUAUGUUUUUAGAAAUGUUUACAAAUUAAUUAGAAAUGAAAAGCUGAAAUGUCUUAGAUGUAAUAGAAUAUGUUAGCUCUAAUAGCUCAUAUAUUUGAGAAAUACUGUAUAUCUGGUACUGUAUGUAAGGAGCUGUACUGAAAAUAACAACAUCUGACUGUUUAGAGUCCUAGCAGCUGCCAGUCAGUCAGUCAGCCAGUGACACGGACCUAACCUUGGCGUAGCUGAGAGUUAAGGAGCUAACCCUGUUACCAGCAGUCAAAGUCCAGUCCAACCAGAAUUAACCUAAAAUACUCUUGUCACAUUGACUGUCUAGACAAACUCCAAUUACAGGGCAUGUAUAGGAAAUGACUAGAGUUUUGGGUAUCAAGGUGGUGUUUAAGGGAUUUGGUAGAUAAGUGCCUUCUGAAAGGGAAUUAUAGGACUUUUCUUUGAAGCAAUUGUUCACUGCUAUAUCAGUGUUGGUUUAUAUUAUGUGGACCUGGAAAGUGGUUUCUGGAGGAGGACUUGAUGAACGAGGUCAAACCAUUGCUUCAGAAUGCAGGUUUUGUGUGGUCUAGUAAACAGAUAGUUAGCCUUUUGGGAUCCAAAGCUUGUCAUAAAAUACAAUUGUUGGGUUGCCUUACUCUCUCUCUCCUGUGGUCUUCAUCUGUCAUAUUGCACUUGCAAAGAUCCCUCAGCCCUCCUAAACAAAAAUGAUCAAGUGUUAGUACCACACAGUUUACUGUUGAGAGAACUUACGGAGUGCACCUUUUUAAGGGAAAUAUUGUAUCUUCUCAGUCUUCACUAAGAGGCAGGAAACAGGAGGGUUGUGUCUUUGUCUUUCUUUUGGAGUGUACCACUUGUGUGAGAGAUGGUGGGUCGGAUAGCGUUGUCUCAGGUCGCUGACUCGGGUCUCCAACCCAGGUCUGAGUCAUGUUCAGUGGCGCAAAACAAGUUUGGCGAUGGGAAAACAAACAUCAAGGGCCAGUGACCGAAUCUGUGGGUGCUUUUAUCGCUAGUUGUAAAUAUGAAUUGAAUGCUGUUUUGUUAGUGGUUUGAAAACCUCUCUGUAAAAAAAAAAGAAGUUUGUACAAAAAUGACUUCCCUGUCUGAUUGGUCCUAGUUCUACUGUGUGUUAUCAACACUGCUCUGUGAAAACAGGUAAGAGGAAAUGAAUGCAGUCAGAUUUGGUUGAUUUUGUUUACAGAUGAGAGUCGAGUUGAGAUAGAAAUGUCCCUCUUGGUUUGUUAAACUUGUGGUUUAUAAAAUGUGUAUGCUUGUGUUUCAGCUCUUGUCCAAGCUGGAGCAGACAGGACUACAAACAGAGGGGAUUCUCAGAGUACCAGGGUCUGCAUCCAGAGUAAAGGUAAGGUACCUCAGAUACACACACCCCCUCUCCCUUUUCCACUGAUGAGACUGGAGCUUUUAAUACUGUAGCUGUCAAUCACCAAUCAUAGAGCUAUCUUGUUCUGUGUAACUCUAGCCUAUGUCUACCAUUGAAAAACAUUUCACAGAAGGGAAAGAUAUGUUUGCUCUUUGAUUUAGUGCUGUACUUGACCCUAUCUUAUAUGAUCCUACUGUAUAGGUUUUGGGUACCCAGACCCAGACUAAGGUUGUCAAGGGCAGAUGUGUUCUGGCCAAGAAUAUACACUGAGUAUAUUGAGUUGGGAAACUGUUGAGCGUGAAAAACCCAGCAGCGUUGCAGUUCUUGACACACUCAAAGCGGUGCGCCUCGCCUUGCGCCUACUACCAUACCCCAUUCAAAGGCACUUGCACCUGUUUGAACUCUUUACCUGUAUAAAAGACACCUGUCCACACACUCAAUCAAACAGACUCCAACCUCUCCACAAUGGCCAAUACCAGAGAGCUGUGUAAGGACAUCAGGGAUAAAAUUGUAGACCUGCACAAGGCUGGGAUGGGCUACAGGACAAUAGGUAAGCAGCUUGGUGAGAAGGCAACAACUGUUUGCACAAUUAUUGGAAAAUGGAAGAAGUUCAAGAUGACGGUCAAUCAUCCUCGGUCUGGGGCUCCAUGCAAGAUCUCACCUCGUGGGGGAUCAAUGAUCAUGAGGAAGGUGAGGGAUCAGCCCAGAACUACACGGCAGGACCUGGUAAUGACCUGAAGAGAGCUGGGACCACAGUCUCAAAGAAAACCAUUAGUAACACACUACGCCGUCAUGGAUUAAAAUCCUGCAGUGCACGCAAGGUCCCCAUGCUCAAGCCAGCACAUGUCCAGGCCCGUCUGAAGUUUGCCAAUGACCAUCUGGAUGAUCCAGAGGAGGAAUGGGAGAAGGUCAUGUGGUCUGAUGAGACAAAAGUAGAGCUUUUUGGUCUAAACUCCACUCGCCGUGUUUGGAGGAAGAAGAAGGAUGAGUACAACCCCAAGAACACCAUCCCAACCGUGAAGCAUGGAGGUGGAAACAUCAUUCUUUGGGGAUGCUUUUCUGCAAAGGGGACAGGACGACUGCACCGUAUUGAGGGGAGGAUGGAUGGGGCCAUGUAUCACGAGAUCUUGGCCAACAACCUCCUUCCCUCAGUAAGAGCAUUGAAGAUGGGUCGUGGCUGGUCUUCCAGCAUGACAACGACCCGAAACACACAGCCAGGGCAACUAAGGAGUGGCUCCGUAAGAAGCAUCUCAAGGUCCUGGAGUGGCCUAGCCAGUCUCCAGACCUGAACCCAAUAGAAAAUCUUUGGAGGGAACUGAAAGUCCGUAUUGCACAGCGACAGCCCCGAAACCUGAAGGAUCUGGAGAAGAUCUGUAUGGAGGAGUGGGCCUUACAUAUUUUGUCUUGUCCAGUCACCAUCUGAAUGGCACACAUACACAAUCCAUGUAUCAAUUGGUCUCAAUGCUUAAAAAUCCUUCUUUAACCUUUCUCCUCCCCUGCAUCUACACUGAUUGAAGUGGAUUUAACAAGUGACAUCAAUAAAGGGUCAUAGCAUUCACCUGGUCAGUCUAUGCCAUGGAAAGAGCAGGCGUUCUUAAUGUUUUGUAUACUCAGUGUAUGGAUGUUAUUGACAGGAAAUUAAAAUCAUGCUCAGAAAAUAUAUUAAUGACUGGUGUAUUUCUGACUCCUCCCUACCUACACUCAUCUCUCCCCGUAUCAUUUCCACAUUCCUUGUCUCUCAUGUAGUCAUGUAGUAACUCUGUGUUAGGGAGGUUGGUGUAUGUGUGUGUGUAUGUGCAUGGUUGCAUAUCUCUGUGCCUAUAUGUGUGCAUGCAUAUCUGUGUGUUUAUGUGUGUUCCUCAACCAAAACAUAUUUUGUACUAAGUAGAACCAUACCAAGUCGAGAGGCCCCUACGGUUAACAUGAUACCCAGCCGGCCCAGGGGCCCACAGAUGAAACCUGUCCCUCCCAGACAGAGUGAGCCUUCACUGGGAUAGACUCUCUGAUUAUCAGCCCUGAUAUCCCAACUCAUCCAGCAUCACUCACAGGCUAUGGGAGGCCACCCUCUCUGCCUCUCCACCUCUCCGUACCCUCUGGUCUGGUCUGGAUAACCUCCUUUCAUCAUUAGGACAAGCAGACUGAAGGGGAGGAUGUACCCCUCCACCCCCACUCACCUCCAUUGUAAUUUGUUAGGCACCAUGGCAGGUCAGACACCCCCCACACACACACUUGAGAGUUCAACUAGAGGAACCAUGUGGGUAUUAGGUUCCCCAAACACAUAUGGUGAUGGUUAGGGAUGUGAUUUGUUCUUAUGGAGGGGGUCAAAGGUGACCGUGGCGUUGAGAUUAACCACAGGACGAGCCAUUGUGGAGAUAAUGUGUGUAUUCUUGUUUUGGUGUUGGUUUUACAUCAUCUAUGCCAGGGGCUGGAGCAGAAGUUCUAUGAGUUUGGAUUGAGCACAGGAGGAGCCUUUUUUGGGGAUAACUGCUGCAGUUUCUUGUUUUGGUGUUGGUAUUUGUAGCAUCUUCGCCAGGAGCUCGAGCAGAAGUUCUAUGAGGACCGGUUUGACUGGGAGCAGGUGAGGCACAACGAUGCAGCGGGCCUGUUGAAGAUGUUCAUCAGAGAGCUGCCUUAUCCUCUGCUCACUCUCCAACACUUACCGGCCUUCGCCGCUGCACAGAGUGAGUACACACACAUGUAGGCCUGUACGCUUACCAUGAAGUGUAUACAUAAUACAGUGCCUUCGGAAAGUAUUCAGACCCCUUGACUUUUUCCUCAUUUUGUUACAUUACAGCCUUAUUCUAAUAUUGAUUCAAUUGUUUUUUCCCUCAUCAAUCUAUACACAAUACCCCAUAAUGACUAAGCAAAAACUGGUUUUUAGAAAUGUUAACAAAUGUCUUAAAAAUAAAAAUAAACGAUUACAUUUACAUAAGUAUUCAGGUGUUGAAGCACCUUCGGCAGCGAUUACAGCCUUGAGUCUUCUUGGGUAUGACGCUACAACUUAGCACACCUGUAUAUAGGGAGUUUCUCCCAUUCUUCUCUGCAGAUCCUCUCAAGCUCUGUCAGGUUGGAUGGGGAGCGUCGCUGCACAGCAAUUUUCAGGUCUCUCCAGAGAUGUUCGAUCGGGUUCAUGUCCGGGCUCUGGCUGGGCCACUCAAGGACAUUCAGAGACUUGUCCCGAAGCCACUCCUGCGUUGUCUUGGCUGUGUGCUUAGGGUCGUUGUCCUGUUGGAAGGUGAACCUUCACCCCAGUCUGAGGUCCUGAGCACUCUGGAGCAGGUUUUCAUCAAGGAUCUCUCUGUACUUUGCUCCAUUCAUCUUUCCCUCGAUCCUGACUAGUCUCCCAGUCCCUGCCACUGAAAAACAUCCCCACAGCAUGAUGGUGCCAGGUUUCCUCUAGAAGUGACGCUUGUCAUUCAGGUCAAAGAGUUCAAUCUUGGUUUCAUCAGACCAGAGAAUCUUGUUGGUCAUGGUCUGAGAGUCUUUAGGUGCCUUUUGGCAAACUCCAAGCAGGCUGUCAUGUGCCUUUUACUGAGGAGUGGCUUCCGGCUGGCCACUCUACCAUAAAGGCCUGGAAGGUUAUCCCAUCUCCACAGAGGUACUCUAGAGCUCUGUCAGACUAAUCAUCGGGUUCUUGGUCACCUCCCUGACCAAGGCCCUUCUCCCCCGAUUGCUCAGGUUGACCGGGCGGCCAGCUCUAGGAAGAGUCUUGGUGGUUCCAAACUUCUUCCAUUUAAGAAUGAUGGAGGCCACUGUGUUCUUGGGGACCUUCAAUGCUGCUGACAUUUUUUGGCACCCUUCCCCAGAUCUGUGCCUCAACACAAUCCUGUCUCGGAGCUCUACAGACAAUUCCUUCGACCUCAUGGCUUGGUUUUUGCUCUGACGUACUGUCAACUGUGGGACCUUAUAUAGACAGGUGUGUGCCUUUUCCAAAUCAUGUCCAAUCAAUUUAAUUUACCACAGGUGAACUCCAAUCAAGUUGUAGAAACAUCUCAAGGAUGAUCAAUGGAAACAGGAUGCACCUGAGCUCAAUUUCGAGUCUCAUAGCAAAGGGUCUGAAUACUUAUGUAAAUAAGGUAUUUCUGUUUGUUAUUUUUAACACAUUUGCAAAAAUGUCUAAAAACCUGUUUUCGCUUUGUCAUUAUGGGGUGUGUGUGUACAUUGAUGAGAGAAAAAAAAAUGUAAUCAAUUUUAGAAUAAGGCUGUAACGUGGAAAAAGUCAAGGGGUCUGAAUACUUUACGAAUGCAUUGUAUGUGGACACCUGCUCGUCGAACAUCUCAUCCAAAAUAAUGGGUAUUAAUAUAAAGUUGGUCACCUCUUUGCUGCUAUAACCGCCUCCACUCUUCUGGGAAGGCUUUCCACUAGAUGUUGGAACAAUGCUGCGGGGACUUGCUUCCAUUCAGCCACGAGUAUUAGUGAGGUCGUACACUGAUGUUCGCCGAUUAGGCCUGGCUUGCAGUCGGCGUUCCAAUUCAUCCCAAAGGUGUCCGAUGGAGUUGAGGUCAGGGCUCGGUGCAGGCCAGUCAGUUUCUUCCACACCAAUCUCGACAAACCAUUUCUGUAUGGACCUCGCUUUGUGAAUGGGGGCAUUGUCAUGCUGAAACAGGAAAGGGCCUACCCCAAACUGUUGCCACAAAGUUGGAAUUACAGAAUCGUCUAGAAUGUCAUUGUAUGCUGUAGCGUUAAGAUUUCCCUUCACUGGAACUAAGGGACCUAGCCUGAACCAUGAAAAACAGCCCCAGACCAUUAUUCCUCCUCCACCAAACUUUACAGUUGGCACUAUGCAUUCGGGCAGGUAGCGUUCUCCUGAAAUCCACCAAACCCAGAUUAGUCCGUUGGACUGCCAGAUGGUGAAGCAUGAUUCAUCACUGCAGAGAACGCGUUUCCACUGCUCCAGAGUCCAAUGGUGGCGAGCUUUAUACCACUCCAGCUGACGCUUGGCAUGGCGCAUGGUGAUCUUAGGCUUGUGUGCGGCUGCUCGGCCAUGGAAACCCAUUUCUUGAAGCUCUCGACGAACAGUUAUUGUGCUGACGUUGCUUCCAGAGGCAGUUUGGAACUCAGUAGUGAGUGUUGCAACCGAGGACAGACAAUUUUUACGCUCUACGCGCUUCAGCACUCAGUGGUCCCAUUCUGUGAGCUUAUGUGGCCUACCACUUCGCAGCUGAGCCGUUGUUGCUCCUAGACAUUUCCACUUCACAAUAACAGCACUUGCAGUUGACCGGGGCAUCUCUAGCAGGGCAGAAAUUUGACUAACUGACUUGUUGGAAAGGUGGCAUCCUAUGACGCUGCCACGUUUAGUCACUGAGCUCUUCAGUAAGGCCAUUCUACUGCCAAUGUUUGUCUAUGGAGAUUGCAUGGCUGUGUGCUUUAUUUUAUACACCUGUCAGCAACAGGUGUGGCUGAAAUAGCGAAAUCCACUAAUUUGAAGGGAUUUCAACAUACUUUUGUAUAUAUAGUGUAUAUUUGUUUCUAGUAAUUUAUGAUUCAUUUCCAUUUUCUCUCCUAAAUGUACUCUUAACAAUGCCAAUAACAGUCAACAACACUUCCACCAGAUGGUAGGGUGUGUGUGUGUGCUGAAAUAUCAGUGUGUAUUCCGCUCUGUCCCUCCUCAGGUGUCUCCUCUCCCAGACACCAGAUCCAGGCUCUGCACCUCCUCAUCAUGUUGCUCCCUGAGCCCAACAGAGACACACUCAAGGUGAGCUUUGACUAAUGACCCUAGGACCCUAAAGGUCAAGUCACUGUGUUGUUCACCUUUGGUCUCCAUUUAGGAAUCACGUCCUUUGUAGCUAUCCCAAGACUCAUGAUCAUGGACUGAGAAACUACACUUUCAACUUUGACCUCACAACCCAAAACACAAACAUACACCUAUCCCAUAUAUCCAAUCCUAAAAUAGCUCAAAUAAGUGCAGGGGCUAAGAGUUUAUUUUGAAUUGGGCAACUGUGUCCUACUAUGCAUUUGCUAUGCAUUCCUAUGACUCAUUAAGCCAAUAGUCACAACCAUUCUAAGGGGCGGUUGCCUUCGUAACAUGUAAACAACCAUGAAGUGUUGCUCAAGCCUCAGUCGAGGUGUAAUAUGAUGACUUAUCUCGGCACACUUGAAGUGAACGUGAAGAGCAACAGCCGUGUUUAAGUGUAGUCCCAUAAAGAGGUUAUCAUGUAAAGUUUAGAUAAGAGGUGUCAAUCCUUAUUCAGGUGGGUGUUUUGAAGGUGUGGAGGGAAAACGGGUGAUAACCCACUAACGUCCUCUCUUCCUGAGUGUACAGUAUAUCAAAUGACAUGUGUAGGAUAAGAUAUGAGUGUGUUUUAGUGUGGGUAUAUUUUGGGUCAGUAGGCCAGAUUUACCCAUUGAUUGUGCCAGUGCAAAGGUUUAAACUAUUUUCUUGAAGGAAUAAAUCCGAAGGACACACACACACACACACACACACAAAGACCCACUCUAACCCCUCUGUGCCCCUCCAGGCCCUGUUGGAGUUCCUGAGGAAGGUGGUAGCUUAUGAAGAAAAGAAUAGGAUGAGUCUGUGGAACGUGUCCAUGAUCGUGGCUCCCAACCUCUUCACCUACCGGGGCAAGAACGCCAAGCAGGAGGAGAUGCAGGGGGCAGCCGGGGCGGCCCACCUCGUACGGCUACUCAUCACAUACCAAGACCUGCUCUGGACCGUGAGUUUGCUGCACACGCGCGCGUACACGAACACAUAGAGAUGUGAUACAUGCGCACACACACACACACACACUACACAUUCACUACCUCCAAACAUAUCUUGUCAACAGUCAUCUCGCCUCAUCAGGACAGAAUUGGGUGUUAUUCAACUACAGUGGGACUGCAAUUUCCCAAAUUAGUGGUUGAUAGAUUACGUCUAUACUUCUCAAACUGCUCCAGCAUAGCAUCUGCAAUUUUAAGAUUCCAGUACAACCUCUGUAAUUCUGCUGAACAAAACCUCCCUUUCAGUAAUUCAAGAAAAUAUUUUUUUUAUGUAGACCACAAGGUUUUACUGGAAAACAGUUUUUAUGCGAGGCUAAUAGACCAGUGCCUACCAAAAUGCAAAACUACAAAACUACUGAACAAAAACCCAUGAGGGAAGUGAUCCAGGCACAUUGUAUGAAACACAAAGAGCAGCUUGACCCAAAUCUGGUGACUGGUGCCUGGCCUAUUAGAAUGCAAUGUCAGUAUAGCCCAAAUCAUCAGUAUAGCCCAAAUCAUCAAGCCUCCGGUCAGAUGGGGAGAAAGAGAAGAAAGGGAGAGAUGUAAAGAGAAAAAGAGGAGAGAGAUUAAUAGGUAUAUUGUUCUCUCCUCAGGUGCCCUGCUUUCUCAUCUCCCACGUGAGGAAGUUGAAUGAGGCUGGUGCCAGCAAGAAGCCGCCCAGCUCAGAGAAGACCAAGAGGAAGCUGCUACUGAUGAGGAAGAGGAACGCCGAGAAGACUGAGAGGAGCGAGGUAAUGAUUACUGAUUUAUCGACUCUAAAGUACUUUAACCCCAACUUGAAAUGGCCAAUUAGAUUUAUUCUCAAUGUUAGUUUGACUAGACAACAAUAUCAUAGGCUAUUGGGUGUAUGCUUGCUCCUGACAGUACCUAAUUGGAUGAGGUCGCUAGUACCUUUCAGCAUGAGGUGUACUCAUGUAAUGGGACUUGAAUUGAAGUUGGGGCUUUUCUUGGUCCACAGUUGACUGACCUCAGAGAAGGGGUCAUCAGGGUUCACGCCCCACAACACGCCAAGAUCUCCAUGGCAAUCCAGUUGGAUAACGAGACCAAGGCCAAAGACGUGAUGGCGCGCUUCGAUUACGAGAACGGGUCAGUGGAGGAAGAGGAUGAGGAUGAUUCGUAUUUUUCUGUCCCAGACAGUUAUUGAUGUUGCUAAUGCAUACUAUAGGGAUGUCUGGGUUUAUUAAAAUCAUUCUAUUUUUUUCUCUCACAGUCGUGGCACCAGAAGCACUAGCCGGAGGCCAGUACAGUAUUUGUUUGAGGUCGGAGGAAACAUAGGUAUGUAUAGUUACAUCACUGUUUGACUCAAAUUAUUUUCAAACACAAAUUAUUCUUGUCAUUUCUCAGUCUUCGUUAACCAAACUAAACAAUACUUUUCUCUCUAGGCGAGCGCUGCUUGGACCCUGAGACUCACCUACUAGACGUGUACCAUGUGAAUCCGCACUGUGAAUGGCUUUUAAAACCCACAACCACAUGAGAACUGAGGACUCACUCGCUCAACAGUCAGCAAGCAGACUGAACCACUGCCCUCUUGUGGUCGUCCUGGUGAACUGACUAUGCAUGGAGGUCUUGUUGACUUUAGGUUCAAUUGAGGUUUUAUCCCAAACAAUGGACCACUAAAAAGAGAGAGCGCUUAGAGAGGAACUAUGGAGAGAGACAUUCUCCUUCUGAAGGAAGGACUCAUCUCAGGCCCUGUUUGUGUGAUUAAACCUUUUAACAAAAUACUAAAAAUGACGGAAGCACUAUACUCUGAAUAUCCGGGUUCUGAAUGGAAGUAUUUGGAGGAGGGACAGCUUUGUGAAGACAUGCGCCACACACGUGACUGACGACAUCCCAUUGCUUGCCAUUGGAAUUGUUUGGUGCCAGAUAUUCACCUACUGGGUCGUUCCACCAAUUCAGUGCCCUUUGAGGAGAGGAACUCCUUUUACACUACGAUUUGGCUAUUAGAUCCUCAAUGUGUCUUUUGAAAAACAUAUUUAAAAAGGAUUAGUCUCACCAUAUUAAAACAAGAGUUCAGUGUCACGUAACUGGAUUGACCUUAAAAUGAGGGUCAGACUUAAAUGAAUCACUAAUCUUCAGAAAUUACUUUUGUCAAAGCAACAAAAUAACUAGGCCUUUACAAUGAUGGUGAAAUGUUGGGGUUAAGUGGCUUAAAAUCUUCCUAGAAGUCAGAGGGUGCAUUGAGGGACACUUUAGCAAGUCUUUAUUAAUAUUAAAAAUCGGAUUUAUUGAAUUCUCCAUGUGGUCUAUAUCAAAGGGCACUUCAUUUAAUAAAACUGGAUUUUAAAAUUCAAUAUUGUGGCACAAUUGCUACUUAAAAUAUCAAAGGGAUGCAAAAGGAACUCUUCGUGGAACGACCCUGCUACAGAGACCAUGGACACAAUAAUAGACAGUGAUCGGUCCGCUCACUGAACAAUGUGUACCACUUCAUGCAAGACCCAGUUAAAGAUUUACUUGCUAUAUUUAUACCACUAAUUUAUACUGCUUAUUGUAUUAUUACGCAUACUACAUAUCACUUUUUUAAAUCAUUUAUAAGAGCAGCAUGUUGAUUGCAAAACCAUUGGGAGUGAGGAGAUUCAGAAGACUAGCAAUUUGGGUUGUUGAGUUCAUGAUGGUGAGGGACAAGUGGAGAUGGGAUGACCUGAUACUGAAUACAGACAUUUGCUCCGUCUCAGACGUUGUAACAACUUAAUUUCAUGGUCUCCUGUCCUGCUGACCACUGAUCUGUGUCUAGUACUAAUCAGGACAAGGCAGGUGAAAACAACGUAGUGGAAACCUAUCCAGUCCUUUUACCUGUCAGUGGUCAUCAAGGACA